AUGAACGACCAGCGCAGAACCUUCAACCCUGCCGCGGUCCCCAGUGUAGAAGUCUUGUUUGGACAGCAAGAUGACGUGCUUGCAAAAAAAGUCCGCUGGACUGUUCGAAAGCUCCUAGAGAUGAAGCAAACGCGCUCCAGAGCCCUCGUAGUGACGAGGGACGACACUUCAGCCAGCACAUAUGCCGAAGUGACGAGUGUUUUGACUUUUCCAAACCAGGUUGAUAAACCAGUUUGGGAAAUUGCGCUUGUCAACGAGACGCUGGACGUCGUGGAGGAGGCAGCCCUCACGCGCAGCGGCGCAGCGUCUUUCAUCCCGAACCAACAGGUCCAUCCCUUUCUUCGUGCCCAACACAAGGUCAUUCACGCGUUCUACCUUGUUGCUCAAUGCAUGGGAAAGGACCAUAACCAUUUGCCCCAAUGCCGAACUCACUAG
Molecule: messenger RNA, 435 nt
Organism: Fusarium coffeatum
Lineage: Eukaryota; Fungi; Ascomycota; Sordariomycetes; Hypocreales; Nectriaceae
Exons: 2
Coding region: 1-435 (144 amino acids)
Source: RefSeq, a predicted model, not a curated record